AUGGCCCUUCAGCCUGAUGAUGCCUCUCGGAAAUUCGAGAGAAUGUUAGCUAAACUGCUAGUGUGCUGCAGAUGAGUGUGAUCCAGCCAAACAAUAGAUUGAAGCUCUUUCGACUCAAAUUCAGAAGUAUCACAAAGACGAAUUUGAGGCAUACACCACCUAUCAGAAGUUGGACAAGUUCUUCUUCAAUUUCCUUGCUCAAAAGCCACACUUCAAUGUACUGUGUAAAGUAGUGAAAUUGGUUGAAGUGCUGUCGCAUGGCCAAGCUGUCAUUCAACAUGGUUUGGCAAAGAAAAAAGAAAUUCUUUCCUGCAAAAUAGGAGAGGAUACUCUGAAGCCAUUUAGAACUGUUCAUGAUGGGGUGAGGCACAUGGAAUGUAAAAUUCAUGACAUCCCAGUCAGCAAGGAAUUGCUCAAAUCCUGCAAGCAAUUCCUCCAGAGGUAUUCUUCCUUUUUGGAGGAUCAGAAAAAAAGCCAAAAAAGAAAGUGA
Molecule: messenger RNA, 490 nt
Organism: Porites evermanni
Lineage: Eukaryota; Metazoa; Cnidaria; Anthozoa; Scleractinia; Poritidae
Source: the annotation of a GenBank genome assembly